AUGAAAUACGCAGGACCAAAAUCCAGUUGGAGCAGUUGCCCCUGCUGGCCCCAGAAAAGGAGGUCGAGGAAUGUGAAUGCUCCAGAGAAGGCAAAGUUGGAGACCAUUUUGAUAUAUUGGUUAUCAUCUACCAUGGAUGUAAACUCAAUCCAAACUCCUGCUGGAGAUAGUUUAAAGAAGAAAAAGAGAAAGAAAAGAAAAGAAAGGAAGAAGGCUAACAAAACAGCCAGUAAUGAAAUGCAAAAUAUUCUUAUUCUGGAAUGGACAGUGCUGAGAAAAAAGAGAAGGAGAAAACAGAAGAAAAAGAAGGCUAAAAAUGAAGGUGAACUUCAAAGCAUGGAUCUGAUGGAUGAUCAUUUGGAAGUUCCUGCCAUUGGCAAACUUUGUAUUGUAGCUGAUAAUGAUUUGCAGAAUAAUCUUAUUGAAUUAGAUUCAACUGCACAAUUGCACGCGGGACAAUCUAAAAUGGAUACAAGGUCAACUGAAAAUGUAACAGAAGGGAUAGAAAGGGAAAGGACGGAAGGGACAGUGCAGAGGAAAAAGAGAAAGAAGAAGCGGAACAAAAAGAAAGCUAAAAAUGAAGGUGAACUUCAAAGUGUGGAUCACAGGAAUGCUCUUUACAUUGGAAAAAAUUGUCCUGGAGCAACUAUUGACUUGCAGAAUAAUGUUACUGAGUUAGAUUCAACUGCACAAUCGCAUGAGGAACGAUCUAGGUCAACUGAAAAUAUUUCAGAAGAGACAGUAAAUCUUAUAGAAGGGACUAUGCAGAGGAACAAGAGAAGGAGAAAACAGAACAAAAAGAAGGCUAAAAAUAAAGAUGAACUUCAAAGCUUGGAUCAAAUGGAUGAAAAUUUGGAAGCUCCCAACAUCAGCAUUGGGUUGGAUUCAACUGCACAAUUGCAUGCUGAACAGUCUACAAUGGGUACAAGGUCAACUGAAAAUCUUGCAGAAGGGUUAGAACAAAGGAAAAGAUGGAGAAAACACAACAAAAAGAGGGCCACUACUAAAGAUGAACUUCAAAGUGCGAAUUGUAUGUCAAGUCCGAACUUGUCGGAUAUAAAUCAUGGAAUAAGGAAUGACGGUAAGCUAAUUGCAAAUGAGAGCACUACCCCUUCAUUGCAUUUGGGAUCUGGACCUUCGGAGGGACCAAGGGAGAUGGAAGUUGAAAUGUUUUCUUGUGAAAGCCGACAUAUACCUCUUCUUAAUGAGAUGUAUAGUAAAAAUGAGAAAAUCGAGAAUGAGUUCAAUGAAGAAGAAAUUAUUGUAUAUCAGGGUAAAGAUUCAGCUGUAUGCUCUUCCUAUGAUGUGAAGGUGACCAAGCAGCUCUACUCUCCUAUUUUGAAGCAAGAUCAUUUAGCAAAUGAUUCAUCUGCAUAUCUAAAAAUAGCACCGGUUGCUUCUGUUAGGAGAAAACUUCUUGUCCUCGAUGUAAAUGGUCUACUUGCAGACAUUGUAAUGCCAGCACCUAAAUACUGUAUUGCAGAUACACAUAUCUUGGGACGGGCAGUUUUCAGGAGACCUUUCUACGUUGAUUUUCUAAAGUUUUGCUUUGAGAACUUUGAUGUCGCCAUAUGGUCAUCAAGAUCUAAGAAAAUUAUUGAUAAAGUUGUCAAUUAUUUAUUGGGAGAUCUACAACGCAAGUUGCUAUUUUGUUGGGAUAUGUCACAAAGUACUCAAACAAGUUUCAAAACUGUUGAAAACUUGCAUAAACCCUUGGUAUUGAAGGAGCUAAAGAAAAUUUGGGAAAAAGAAGAUGACCCUAAUCUUCCUUGGGAGAAAGGAUAUUAUAACGAAUCAAACACAUUGUUGGUGGAUGAUUCUCCUUACAAGGCCCUUCUCAACCCUCUGCACACUGCAAUAUUUCCAUAUUCAUACCAUUACAAGGAUAAAAGUGACAAUUCUCUAGGUCCUGGAGGUAAUCUUCGAGUUUAUUUGGAAGAUAUGUUAAAGUGUGACAAUGUAAAGAAAUAUGUCGAGCAACAUCCAUUUGGUCAAGGUGCUAUAGAUGAGACAAACGAAUUUUGGAGCUUCUACUCCAGGGUUCUUGAGAGUGUAUCGGCUGUAUCUGUCUAG
Molecule: messenger RNA, 2073 nt
Organism: Fraxinus pennsylvanica
Lineage: Eukaryota; Viridiplantae; Streptophyta; Magnoliopsida; Lamiales; Oleaceae
Source: the annotation of a GenBank genome assembly